UACAUUUCAUUCGGGACACCGAAGGAAGACGGUGUCGUUCCAAAGAGGAGUUCAAUCUGGUGGAUUUUUUUUUCCUCCUGAGGAUUUUUUUUUUUAUUUUUAAUUUCUAUUUUUUUGCUUCAUUCUGGAUUUUACUUCUCAGCUUUUAACCUAAACCCACAAAAGGUUUAGUUUUACUUUUUUUAUUUUUUUUUUUAAUUUUGCGUUUUUAAUACCGAAGGCAAGGAUGGGAUCCCACUUGUCCAAAGGUGUUAUCGUCGAAGGAAAAGCCGUUGUCAAUGAACCAGCCGCCAAAGCCAAUGGCCAGGAGAAUGGACAUGUCAAGACCAACGGAGAUCUUUCUCCAAAGGAAGAGGGUGAGGCAACCCCAGUGAAUGGGAAUGGCUCUGCUGAUGCACCUAAAGAAACAGAAGCUGCAGCCAGUGAUGCCAUUGAACCAGCACCAGCAGCUGAAGAGGCAAAAGCAGAUGGAGAGGCAACAAAGGAGACACCCAAAAAGAAGAAGAAAAAGUUCUCUUUGAAGAAUUCUUUCAAGUUUAAGGGGUUGUCCCUUAAAAAAAAUAAGAAAGGUAGUGGUGAGAAUACCAAAGAAGCAGAGGCCAAGACUGAAGAAAAUGGCCCAACUGCUGAGGCUAGUAAUGCCUCAACAAGUGAGGCCAAGGAAAGUGUGCCUGCCUCUGAACCCAAAGCAGAAGAAACUGCGCCAGAUGCAGAGAAACAGGAAGAUGAAGCCACGCCGAAGGCUGAGGAGACCCCUGCCAAAGUAGAGCAGCAGGAGGCAGUUGAGAAUAAAGCGGAGGCUGUGCCAGAGGCUGCUUCUAAACCAGCAGAUACAGAAGAGUCCAGUUCAGCGACUGCCCCUUGUGAGCAAAAGGAAGAGUAGUGAAUUUCGUUAAUUUUGUGGACUGUUCUUGGCUAUUUUUUCCCCAAGAAACAAAGACUACUUGUGGCCACGUUCAUACAGAUUUCACUCCCAUCAAUCUAACCACAGACUCACUGCCUUUGGUCUCCUGUGUAUUUUUGUUUGAACUAUUCCUCCCAUUUUAUGCAGAUUCUGGUUUCAGGCAAAAAGCAGUUCUUGGGCAGUUUUCAUGUCUAUUGACAUUUGGGGAAUGGUAACAGUUGGCCUUCGAACGUUUGGAUUGUAUGCAGUACAUGGACUUUUCCUCUUCUAGACAGUUUGUCUCCUAUUUAAGACCCACAAUGAACUGCUAGAUAAAUCUCUUGGUGGCCAUCCAUCUCUUCACCUUACAGUUUUGGGGGAGUGUACCUGAUACUGCAAUUUUAAAUGGACUAGUCCACCUCAACACUGUUAAAAUGGAAAAUCCUUUCAGUUUAUAGAAUUUCUUCAUUCCUAACUUGUUUUACCCAUGUUUUUAAGUAUUUUGUGCUGUAUAGAAUCAACAAAUUAAUUUUAAGGUUUAUUUUUGUGCUUAUUUUGGCUAAAACACAAAGCUUUGACUCUACUGCAUUCACCUUUUAAUAAGUAAUGGGAGGGUUUGGUAUUCCGCACCCUGUCAGUCCUCUGCUUGUCUUUGUAAAUACAUUUCUGGCAUUUUAUUUCUUUGCUAACAUUUUUAAAAUGUUUAAUUGUAAUGUUAAGGGUUAAUAAAUGUUCCAUCCCUGAA
Erpetoichthys calabaricus (reedfish) is the source of this 1628-nucleotide messenger RNA. It is a transcript of the gene marcksl1a, whose product is annotated as MARCKS-like 1a. Gene Ontology annotation, biological process: central nervous system development; actin filament organization. Bases 227 to 883 code for a protein of 218 amino acids. The record is from RefSeq and is a predicted model, not a curated record. Gene Ontology annotation, molecular function: actin filament binding; calmodulin binding. The transcript is spliced from 2 exons. Gene Ontology annotation, cellular component: plasma membrane; cytoplasm. Lineage: Eukaryota; Metazoa; Chordata; Cladistia; Polypteriformes; Polypteridae.